Molecule: messenger RNA, 1400 nt
Organism: Purpureocillium takamizusanense
Lineage: Eukaryota; Fungi; Ascomycota; Sordariomycetes; Hypocreales; Ophiocordycipitaceae
Exons: 1
Coding region: 133-654 (173 amino acids)
Source: RefSeq, a predicted model, not a curated record
GCUCCGACGCAUUGGGCACACCGUGCUGCUGCUACUGCUGCUGCUGCUGCUGCUUCGAUAGACAGAUACUGCGCGCCGCUGGAGAAACAAACAACGACAACGACAACGACAACACCAGGGACGAUAACAACAAUGGCCGGCGGCCGCGUCAGAAUCACCAAGCGCUACAUCGCCGAGGCGUUUGCCCCGCUGGCCAACGUCUCCGACCCGGCGGCCCGCGGCCGCUUCUUCGACUACGUCGUGCCCGACGUGACGUGGGCCGUCGCCGGCACGUCGCACUCGCUCGCCGGCACGCGGCACACGCUGCGGGCGCACUCGGACGCCACCUUUGACCGCCUGGGCCGGAAGCUGAGGGGGCCCAUUUGCUUCACCGUGGGGCGCAUCGUCCUGGACGCCGCCGAGGAGGGGGAGGCGGAGGCGGACGAACCCGAGCAGGAGCAACAGCAACAGCAACAGCAACAGCAACAGGGGCGGUUCGGCAGCGAUGGCGGUCGGUGGGCCACGGUCGAGCUGCUGGGCGUGGCGACGCGCAACACCGGCGAGGAGUACCGCAACGACUACCUCUGGAUGACGCGGUGGAACGACGAGGGCAAGAUGGUGGAGAUUAAGAGCUACUUUGACACGUACCUGUCGGAGACGGUGCUCAACGAGUAGACCACGGCCGCUAAAACAUGAUGCCUGGUGUCAACGUCGUCUGCGUCGGGGAGGAGGACAUGAGAUGGCGAUCUGGAAUUGGCGUCGACGAUGACGUGGACUGAGAGAGUUUAUUAGAUGAGCAGGGAGCUAGAGUGCGGUGCAUGCGGAUAUUUUUCUUGUUUUGUUUUCGUAUAUACAGCAUCGAUGUUCCCUUUGAUGCUCUGUUUGGUACGCUUUCCAGAGCUGUUGGGCGCGGUUGAGAUGCGGCUCUGCUGUCCGUUGCCGGGAGUUGGCUGCGUAACAGUGCGUUGCCUAUGCGAUGAACGUGUUCCUGGUGUAUGCGUGCGUGCGUGCGUGCGUGUGUGUGUGAGGUGGCAUACGUGCGACACAUUCUGCACUGAAACACACCCGUCGCCCUACGACUGCAUGCAUGGGGCUGCUGAUGACAUCAAUCCAUAUAAGGUACGGGCUUGUGUCGAGAUGAGGGCUCCCGGUAUGAGGGCGCUUUUGCAGUCUGCACGAUCGUGUCAGUGCUCGUGGGCGGGUUUGCGUCUUUCAAGCUCUCUCUCAGGGUAUGUAUCGUAUGUGUUAUUAACCGAGCGGGCGACCAAGGACAAGAGUCGUUGGCGCUGAUAUAUAGCCAAACGAGAACAGCGCUUGCGACAUCAUCAUCAUCAUCAUCAUCAUCAUCGUCACCCAAGGCUACGCAAGCAUAACACCCAAGCUGUCUAGGAGCGGAGAGGGCAUCCACACUCAUAAGCGCU